Messenger RNA from Strongylus vulgaris, 810 nucleotides. The record is from the annotation of a GenBank genome assembly. Lineage: Eukaryota; Metazoa; Nematoda; Chromadorea; Rhabditida; Strongylidae.
AUGUACAAAAUUCUAGAAGAUGGUUUGGGCGACAACAAAUUUUCGGUCACUAUUCUUGCGCACCCCCGUAACGGUCUACCGCCUCAUCGUGGCGCAGGGGUGACUCUUGGUGUCAAACUGCGAAGUACAGCGGAGGUUUAUCCAUCAACACGGUCUUGCAAGCUGAAGAGUUCGGCGUUUCCGGCUCCAUGCCCAGCUAAGAGUAGGCCAGGCCAAAAGCCUCACCAUCUGGCUGAUUACGCUAGAUAUAUGCCUGUGGUGAAAGCUUGGCAGGCCCAGGCAAAGCUGCUAACUUUGGGUAUUUAUUUUAUUGCUUGUAUAGCAUGUAAUAAGAAAAGAAGCCCUGCACGCUGGAUCACGUCUACGGCGUCGAAUGUCAUCAAGACCAGUGUCAGGUUGCAUAGGACGCCAUGGAUUUCGGACCAAAGGACACGUCAACGACUUGACUUGCUCUGCACCUACAACGCCAGGACAGUCUCCACUAAUGCCGAUCUUCAUGCCCUUCUCGAAGCUGAGGGGCACAUCAACUACCACCUAUUCGCCCUGCAGGAAACGAAGUUAAGGAGGACGGACGUGAGACAGCUGAAUGAUGGCACACCACUAUUCGUGGUGAGAUGUUCUAUCACGGAACGUUGGAGGCUUGCAUUUGUCGUACACCCAUCUGUUUCCAUUUUUUCGAUUCGCACGAGAUCUGUUUCCAUUUUGUCGAUUCGCACGAGAUCCUAUCACCUCGUCUGGCUGUCCUUCGACUCCGUCCUCUACAUCAGAAACCAUCUUCAUCAACUGCUAUUCUCCAGCAUCAGCAGCUGA